This is a messenger RNA of Puma concolor (puma), 1644 nucleotides long. RefSeq names its product carboxypeptidase N subunit 2 (gene CPN2). The record is from RefSeq and is a predicted model, not a curated record. NCBI's taxonomy places the organism in Eukaryota, Metazoa, Chordata, Mammalia, Carnivora, Felidae. Gene Ontology annotation, molecular function: protein binding.
AUGCUGCCCAGAGCCUGGCUACCCUGGGCCUGCCUCCUGCUCCUGGCCAGGCACGCCCAGCCCUGCCCGGAGGGGUGUGACUGCUUCAUCGGGGAGGUGUUCUGCUCCGAUGAGGGGCUGACUGCCAUCCCGCCAGACCUCCCACCACACGCCACAGAUGUCAUCUUCGUAGAGACCUCAUUCGCCACGGUGGGAGCUGGGGCCUUCAGCGGCAGCCCCAACCUGACCAAGGUGGUCUUCCUCAACACGCAGCUCCGCCACUUGGGGCCGGACGCCUUCGGGGGGCUGCCCAGGCUCCAGGACCUGGAGAUCACUGGCAGCACCUUCUCCAACCUCAGCACCGACACCUUCUCCAACCUGACCUCGCUGGGCAAGUUCACCCUCAACUUCAACAUGCUGGAGGCCCUGCCCGAUGGCCUCUUCCACCAAAUGGGCGCCCUGGAGUCUCUCCAGCUGCAAGGCAACCGGCUCCAGAGCCUGCCCGGGAGGCUCUUCCGGCCCCUGGCCCGUCUGAAGACCCUCAACCUUGCUCAGAACCUACUGGCCCAGCUGCCCGAGGAGCUGUUCGACCCCCUCAGCAGCCUGCAGACCCUGAGGCUCAGCAGCAACGCGCUCUCCAGCCUGCCCCAGGGCGUGUUUGACAAACUGGGCUGCCUCCGGGAGCUCUUCCUGGACGGCAACUCCAUCUCCGAGCUGCCACCCACGGUGUUUUCGGGGCUCUUCUGUCUGGAGAAGCUGUGGCUGCAGCACAACACCAUCAGGCACCUGCCCGGCUCCGUCUUCUCCUCCCUGGGCCGCCUGACCUUCCUGAACUUGCAGGGGAACGCGCUGCGGACGCUGCCCGCCGGCCUCUUCGCUCACACCCCCGCCCUGGUCAGCCUGUCUCUGUCCUACAACCAGCUGGAGGCUGUCGGCGAGGGCACCUUUGCCAACCUGUCCAGCCUCAGUUCCCUCACGCUCUCGCACAACGCCAUCGCCUGUCUCCCCGCCGGCAUCUUCAGAGACCUGGAGGGGCUGGUCAAGCUCUACCUGGGCAGCAACAACCUGACAGCCUUGCACCCAGCCGUCUUCCAGAACCUGUCCAAGCUUGAGCUGCUCAGUCUCUCCAGGAACCUGCUGACCACGCUCCCCGAGGGCAUCUUUGACACCAACUACAACCUGUUCAACCUGGCCCUACACGGCAACCCCUGGCAGUGCGACUGCCACCUGGCUUACCUCUUCAGCUGGCUGAACCAGUACAGCGACCGGCUCUUCAACAUCCAGACCUACUGUGCGGGCCCCGCCUACCUGAAGGGCCAGGUGUUGCCCGCCCUAAAGGAGGAACAGCUGGUGUGUCCCGUCACCCGGGACGGCUUGGGCAUCCAGGCCCCGAGGAUGGAGGACAGGGAGCCCGGGGAAAGCUGGGAUCUGGUAGCGGAGGAGAGGGCAGCCGGGAGCCGGUGCACCUACAGCAACCCCGAGGGCACCGUGGUGCUCGCUUGCGACGAGACCCGGUGUCGCUGGCUGAACAUCCAGCUGUCCCCGAGGCAGGGGUCGGGCUCCCCGGGACUGACCCACAAUGCCAGUCAGGAGUGGGACCUGAGGUCGAGCUGCGGCUCCGUGAGGCUCACUGUGUCUAUUGAGGCUCGGCCCGGGGGAGACUAA